This is a messenger RNA of Diaporthe amygdali, 2898 nucleotides long. RefSeq lists its product as uncharacterized. Gene Ontology annotation, molecular function: snoRNA binding; protein binding. The record is from RefSeq and is a predicted model, not a curated record. The coding region runs from base 1 to 2898 and encodes 965 amino acids. Gene Ontology annotation, biological process: maturation of SSU-rRNA. Lineage: Eukaryota; Fungi; Ascomycota; Sordariomycetes; Diaporthales; Diaporthaceae. The transcript has 2 exons. Gene Ontology annotation, cellular component: small-subunit processome; Pwp2p-containing subcomplex of 90S preribosome.
AUGGUCAAAUCAUAUCUGAAAUACGAGCACUCCAAGUCGUUCGGCCUCAUCACAUCGAGCUCGUCCAAUAUCGUCUGGUCCAACAAUCAGAAGACUGCGACUGGGGCAGGCCAAGCCGUUGUUGCCGCCAACGAGGAGGUGAUAUGCUGGGACAUCAAGAAAGGCGAGCUACUGUCUCGGUGGCGCGAUGAGAAUUGCAAGGCCCAGGUCACUGCCCUAGCCCAUAGCAAGACCGACAGCGAUAUAUUUGCGGUCGGAUACGAAGACGGCAGCAUCCGCCUCUGGGACAGCAAGAUAUCCACAACAAUUCUCAACUUCAACGGCCACAAGUCUGCCAUUACGGUAUUGGCUUUUGACAAAUCCGGCGUGCGCUUGGCCAGCGGCUCUAAAGACACCGAUGUAAUAAUAUGGGACUUGGUCGCGGAGGUAGGCCAGUACAAGCUUCGAGGGCACAAGGACCAGGUGACGGGACUGAGAUUCAUCGAGCCGGCUCCUCAAGCGGAGGAUGAAGAUACGCACCAGGCCAUGCAGCUGGACGGGGACGACCAAGGCGAAGGCUUCCUCCUAACAACAGGCAAGGACUCUCUGAUCAAGCUCUGGGACCUGUCAUCGCGGCACUGUGUCGAGACGCAUGUUGCACAAACAAACGGAGAGUGCUGGGCCCUUGGUGUGUCUCCUGACCUGAGUGGGUGCAUCACGGCAGGCAAUGACGGCGAGCUCAAGGUCUGGUCAUUAGAUACAGCGGGCCUCUCUGCCGCAGCACGCCAAGUGGACAUACAGAAUGUGCAAUUUCUUCACGACCGUGGAACACUCUUCAGAAACAGCAAAGACAGGGCGGUUGAGGUGUCAUUUCACCCGCGACGCGACUACUUUGCUGUGCACGGCGUCGAGAAAUCAGUUGAGAUAUGGCGGCUGAAGUCCGAUGCGGAGGUGAAAAAGAGCUUGGCAAGAAAGAAAAAGAGGAGGAGAGAAAAGGCUGCUUCUGGCAAGAAAAGCAAAAAUGCUGCAGAUGUCGAUAUGGGGGAUGACGAAGGACAGGAAGAUGAAGACGCCCAGCCCGAGCUUUCCGAUUUGUUCGCACAGCAUGUCGUUAUCAGGACAACAGGCAAGGUGCGGUCGGUAGAUUGGGCGACGAAUCACGGACACAAGCAGUUGCAAUUGCUGAUCGCAACGACGAAUAACCAGCUCGAACUGUACGACAUCACCGGAAAGGAGAAAUCGAGCAAGUCAAAGAAAGACGACGUACCGGACUACACAAGGUCCCUUGCAGUAGACCUCCCGGGGCACAGAGCUGAUAUCCGUGCGGUCUCGCUGAGUUCGGACGACAAAAUGCUUGCGUCUGCAGCCAAUGGCAGCUUGAAAAUCUGGAACGUCAAGACGCAGACAUGUAUUAGGACCUUUGAGUGCGGAUAUGCUCUCUGCUGCUCGUUCUUGCCGGGCGACAAGGUCGUGGUGGUGGGCACCAAGAGUGGUGAAAUAGAGCUGUUUGACGUCGUGUCGGCAUCCCUCAUCGACAGCGUAUCCGCUCACGAAGGGGCCAUCUGGUCCCUGCAUGUGCACCCAGACGGCCGUUCUGUUGUCACUGGAAGUGCGGACAAGACGAUCAAGUUCUGGGACUUCAAAAUCGUGCAAGAGCAAGUCUUGGGCACCACUAGAACGACCCCAAAGCUGAAGCUGGUGCAGUCCAGGGUCCUCAAGGUUGCAGAUGAUGUUUUGAGCUUGAAGUUCUCCCCCGAUGCCAAACUCCUCGCUGUUGCUCUACUGGACAAUACGGUCAAGGUGUUCUUUACAGACUCACUCAAGCUUUAUCUCAACUUAUACGGCCACAAGCUCCCGGUCCUGAGCAUGGACAUCUCGUAUGACAGCAAGCUCAUUGUCACCAGCUCGGCAGACAAGAAUGUGAGGAUAUGGGGCUUGGACUUCGGAGACUGCCACAAGGCACUCUUUGCACACCAGGACAGCAUUCUUCAGGUCGCCUUUGUGCCUCAUAACUCGGAUGGAAACGGGCACCACUUCUUCAGUACUAGCAAAGACCGAAGCAUCAAGUAUUGGGAUGCCGACAAAUUCGAGCAAAUUCAGAGGAUUGAUGGCCACCACGGAGAGAUCUGGGCACUUGCUGUCAGCCACGGCGGUACUUCCAUUGUCAGCGCCAGUCACGACAAAAGUAUCCGCGUUUGGGAGGAGACAGACGAGCAAAUAUUCCUCGAGGAAGAGCGAGAGCGAGAGAUCGAGGAGCUGUACGAAGGCACGCUGACGACGUCACUCGGGAAUGACGCAGACCCAGAGCAACAAGACGGCGAGGUGGCUGCCGCCAGCAAGCAAACGGUAGAGACCCUCAUGGCAGGAGAAAGGAUUGUAGAAGCACUCGAACUCGGCAUAGAAGAUCUCAAUCUGGUCAAAGAAUGGGAGGAGACGAAACUCGGCAACCCGAGCAUUGCACCACCACAGCGAAACCCGAUCUUCAUGGCCCUGGGCGGCAUCAGUGCCGAAGUCUAUGUCAUGAACACGCUUCAGCGUAUCAAGGCUUCAGCACUGCACGAUGCUCUGCUCGUUCUGCCAUUUUCCGCCGUUCCCUUGCUGUUCACCUUUAUCAACCUCUUCGCAGCGAGAUCCAUGAACAUCCCUCUGACGUGCCGGAUACUAUUUUUCAUGCUCAAAACGCACCACAAGCAAAUUGUGGCUAGCAGGACAAUGAGGGUCAUGCUGGAUGGAAUACGAAUGAAUUUAAGGCAGGCAUUGAAAAGGCAGAAGGAUGAGCUGGGUUACAACAUCGCCGCUCUGAAAGUUGUUGGGAUGCAGAUCCAGGAGAAGAGCAUCAAGAACUACGUUGACGACACUUGGGAAGCCGACGAAGAAGGGCGGAGUACCAGGAAGCGAGCCUUUCUACACGUCUCGUGA